This is a messenger RNA of Vanderwaltozyma polyspora DSM 70294, 2280 nucleotides long. It is a transcript of the gene FLC2, whose product is annotated as flavin adenine dinucleotide transporter FLC2. The annotation marks the transcript as partial. Gene Ontology annotation, biological process: fungal-type cell wall biogenesis; transmembrane transport. Lineage: Eukaryota; Fungi; Ascomycota; Saccharomycetes; Saccharomycetales; Saccharomycetaceae. The transcript has a single exon. The record is from RefSeq and is a predicted model, not a curated record.
AUGAAUUUUAAAAGUUUUUUAUAUGUGCAUUUGAUACUUUGGAUGUCAUUUUGGCAACUGGUUUUUGCUAAUAAUUCUACAAAACACAUUAAAACUUCCUCGUUGUUAACAUGUAUGGAAAAUUCACAAUUUACAGCAUCUUUCUUCGAGGUGAAAUAUUUCCCAGGUAAUGAAUCAGUUGUAUUCAAUAUCGAUGCAACUACUACUAUUAAUGAUAAAGUUAAAGUUAAAGUUCAGUUAAUCGUGUAUGGUUUAAACGUUUUCGAAGAUACUUUUGAUUUAUGUUCGUUAGGUGACCUAUCUCUAUGUCCCUUAGUUGCAGGUAGAAUUGAUAUAUCUUCAAGUUAUAAGUUGGAGAAUAAUGAAUAUACAAAACAAAUCCCAAACGUAGCUUACACGAUACCUGAUUUAGAUGCGCAAGUUCGUGUAACAGUUUAUUCAAGUAGUGACAGCAGCGAUUCAAAUACUUUGGCUUGUGUUCAAGCUACGUUGAGUAAUGAUAAAACUGUUCAAACAAAAUAUGCAUCUUGGCCAAUUGCCGCAAUUUCAGGUUUAGGUAUAUUAACCUCUGCUUUUGUCUCAGUUAUUGGGUAUUCUACAACUUCUGCUCAUAUUGCAUCAAAUUCGAUCUCUUUAUUUAUCUAUUUCCAAAAUUUAGCUAUUACGGCUAUGUGUGCAGUUUCAAAGGUACCACCAAUUGCUGCUGCUUGGACCCAGAACUUCCAAUGGUCAAUGGGUAUUAUUAAUGCAAAGUUCAUGCAAGAUGUUUUCGAUUGGUAUGUUCAAGCUACUAAAGGUGAAUCAACCGUAGUUGUAGCAAACAAAGAUCUGUUAUCUAUUACAGUCCAAAAGAGAUUGCUUACAAAUUUAUUCAAAAGAGCUGUAUCUGUUGCAUCAUCAAGCGAUCUAUAUUUUGAUUCAGUAUUAGACGACUCUUCACUUUACACUUCAAAUGAAAGAAAUAGCACUGACUACGUUACAAAAAUUCUAGUUCUAAGAGGUAUCGAACGUGUAGCAUUUAAAGCAGGGAUUGAAUUAUCAAAUUUCUUCUUAACAGGUGUAGUGUUCUUUAUUUUCUUUUUAUUCUUCCUCUCUGUAGGUAUGGUAUUCUUUAAAGCAUUAAUUGAACUUUUGGCUCGUUUAAAUGUAAUUCAAGCAACAGCCAAUUUCUUCCAAUUUAGAAAAAACUGGAGUAGUGUCAUGAAAGGUACCUUAUACAGAAUGGUAAUUAUUGCAUUCCCUCAAUUAACUUUACUAUGUAUCUGGGAAUUUACCCAAAUUGAUUCACCAGCAGUAAUAGUGGAUGCAAUUGUAAUAUUUGCCUUGUGCCUGGGUUUGAUGGCAUAUGGUACUUUACGUGUGAUUUUAAAAGGCAGAGAGUCUACAAGAAUGUAUAAGACACCUGCAUAUUUACUGUAUGGUGACAUGAAAUUUUUGAAUAGAUAUGGGUUCUUAUAUUCACAAUUUCACGCUGACAAGUAUUGGUGGCUAAUGCCAUUAUUGGCCUAUUCAUUCUUAAGAUCUUUAUUUGUCGCUGUCUUACAACAUAAUGGUAAAGCUCAAGCUUUGAUCGUUUUCAUUAUAGAAGUGCUUUAUUUUGGUUGUUUAUGUUGGAUACGACCAUACUUAGAUAAACGUACUAACAUUUUCAACAUUUUCAUUCAUUUAGUGACAUUAAUCAAUUCAUUGAUAUUUUUAUUUUUCAGUAAUUUAUUUGGUCAACCACCGGUGGUAUCUUCAGUUAUGGCAGUUGUAUUUUUUGUAUUAAAUGCAGUGUUUGCCCUAUUUUUAUUAUUGUUCACUAUCAUUACCUGUGCUAUUGCAUUGAUUCACAGAAACCCAGAUGCUCGUUACCAACCAAUGAGAGACGAUCGUGUAUCUUUCAUUCCUAAGUUACAAGGUGGUGAAUCUACAGAUGCAUUAAGAGGUAGCAAAGAUGAUAACGAAUUAUUCGAAAUGGGUAAGGCUGCUAUGGACUCUAACGAAACAGAAAAGGAAAGAACUAUUAGAGUUGAUCAAUUUAGCAGGUCAGGUGGUAAUAGAUUGUUGUUUGAUGACUCUGAAAGUCUUUUCACCAACAAUACUAAUUACUUCAAAUCUAAUAGUUUAACUAAUGAAUCAUUAUCUAAUCAAGCGGUACAACCUACAUCAGCUGUAUUAGGAGGAGGUUCACAUUUAACAGCUCAUCAAUAUCAAAGAGUUCCUACCGGUUCAAAUAACUCUUCGCCGCAGAAGGGACAGGCAUUAAAGAAGCCAGAGACCAGCUUUUACAGUGGAAAU